Messenger RNA from Choloepus didactylus (southern two-toed sloth), 1000 nucleotides. Its product is annotated as podoplanin-like. Gene Ontology annotation, biological process: cell-cell adhesion; cell morphogenesis; regulation of substrate adhesion-dependent cell spreading. The transcript is spliced from 2 exons. Gene Ontology annotation, molecular function: signaling receptor binding; chemokine binding; protein-folding chaperone binding. The record is from RefSeq and is a predicted model, not a curated record. Bases 1 to 678 code for a protein of 225 amino acids. Gene Ontology annotation, cellular component: lamellipodium; basolateral plasma membrane; filopodium. Lineage: Eukaryota; Metazoa; Chordata; Mammalia; Pilosa; Megalonychidae.
AUGACCCCAGGGAGACCCCUACGCUUUGGCCUGGAGCUAUUCUCCAAACUCAUCAUGUGGAUAAGCGAGGACCCGGGGCUGCCGAGCUUUUCCUCUCCCCCGAUCCCCCCCAAAGAAAAACUAGCUGCUGGGCCCCCAAAAGAUCGACUCAAUGGGAGAGAUGCUGAAGGACCACUUUUGCUCUGCGUUUUGGGAAGCGCGUCGCUCUGGGUGCUGGCAGAAGGAGCCAGCACUAUCCGACCUGAAGAUGGUGUGGUGACCCCAGGUGUGGAAGAUGGCACCGUGUCCCCAGGUGUGGAAGAUGGCACCGUGUCCCCAGGUGUGGAAGAUGGCGCCGUGUCCCCAGGUGUGGAAGAUGGCGCCGUGUCCCCAGGUGUGGAAGAUAACUUGGUGACUCCAGGUGCCAGUGAACAGCCCGAUAAGUCUGCUGGCUUGACAACUCAGGGACUGACAACUACAAAGAGUGUGACAGUCAUUCACGUCACGGAUCGGACACCUCUAGAAAGCACAGAAGAAAGUCAGAAGACCACAGCCUCAAAUGUGGGAACUGGUCACUCUGAUGGUUUGACAACAGUAACCCUGGUUGGAAUCAUAGUUGGGGUCUCACUAGCCACUGCCUUCAUCGGUGGAGUCAUCUACAUGGUUGUGCGAAAAACGUCAGGAAGAUACAUGCCCUAAAGGGCUAAAGGGUUGUGCCCUUCUGCCAACAUGUUUUACAAAGAGAGUUCCCUAUUUCAACCUGUCCCUGAGCCUUUCUGAGGAUAUGGCCUUUGGAAACGCUGCCCACUCCUGCUGAAAAUCCACGGUGAUUCCUCUACUUGCCAAAGUGACCAAAGGAAGGAAUUCCCAAGACUUGCUCCUCUAAGAAUUUGCCUUUUGAAACUCUUUUAAUAUAAAUUUUGUAAAGAGGAUUUUUAAAUGCAUAGAAAAUGGAGAAAAAUUAUAUAAAGGGAUUUGUAACUAAGACAGUAUAAUUCCAUCCAUGUUAGAAACUGUAAUU